Heteronotia binoei (common prickly gecko) is the source of this 737-nucleotide messenger RNA. RefSeq names its product cysteine rich protein 1 (gene CRIP1). The transcript has 5 exons. Gene Ontology annotation, biological process: intrinsic apoptotic signaling pathway in response to DNA damage; regulation of gene expression. The coding region runs from base 140 to 373 and encodes 77 amino acids. Lineage: Eukaryota; Metazoa; Chordata; Lepidosauria; Squamata; Gekkonidae. Gene Ontology annotation, molecular function: zinc ion binding. The record is from RefSeq and is a predicted model, not a curated record.
AGGGCGUGGCCAAGGGCGGCGGGGUGGGGCAGCAGCCCUGGGCGCGGCGAGGGAGCAACGGUCCGCCGGCUGGGCGCAAUCACUUCUUCCUUCCUUCCUCGCCUCCUGCCCAGACUGCGCGCUCCUCGCUGCCGCCGCCAUGCCCAAGUGCCCCCGCUGCGAGAAGGAGGUCUACUUCGCUGAAAAAGUCACCUCCCUGGGGAAAGACUGGCACCGGCCGUGCUUGAAGUGUGAAAAAUGCAACAAGACCCUGACGGCAGGGGGCCAUGCAGAGCAUGAUGGGAAGCCCUACUGCAACCACCCUUGCUACGCAGCGUUGUUUGGACCAAAAGGGUUUGGCCGUGGAGGUGCUGAAAGCCACACGUUCAAAUGAAGUUCAGAGCUGGAAGGAUGACGUUUUUGUGUGGAUCCUGGCAAUCUCACAGGCAUUAUACCCACAAUGCAUUCCUCCCCCUCUAUAGCAAGCUUGCAUUUUUUUAAAGAAGGCAUUUCGAAAAGGAAUUGUACUGAAUGGCUGGAAGAUUUCCUGUUCGGUUGGAAAACAUGACAGAGCAGAGAAAUGUUCGUGCUUAAUUUGAAACUGGGCAAGACUGGUAAUAUUAGCAGUGAUGUUGAGCUUCCUGGAAAUAAGACCAAAAUAGACAAUCCCAGCCAACCCCCGCCAGCCCCAGCCUGCUUUUAGACCCUGUUCUUAAGCAAUAAUGAUUCUGUCUCUGUUAUUAAAAUCCUGAAUUAAA